Molecule: messenger RNA, 1308 nt
Organism: Rhodotorula toruloides NP11
Lineage: Eukaryota; Fungi; Basidiomycota; Microbotryomycetes; Sporidiobolales; Sporidiobolaceae
Product: SH3 domain-containing protein
Exons: 5
Coding region: 1-1308 (435 amino acids)
Molecular function (GO): protein binding
Source: RefSeq, a predicted model, not a curated record
AUGCCAGGCGCAGGAAACCCGUCUGCGGCGAUCGAGCGACAACACCUGCGCUUCCACCGCCAAUUGCAGGAGAACUCGCUCGCAAAGGUCAACCCCUUGCGACGGGCGUUGGACAAGGUGGAGGGUGGUUUGGCUGAAGCGGAGCGGGCACUCGAGGAGACGCGAAAGGCUCGCCUUGACCUCCAGGAGCGGGUGGAGAGUGUGCGCCACAGGAAGAGCGAAGCAGCGAUGUUGGGUCCGCAGGUCCGCAAGGAGACACAACGCUUGCUGUUAGUCCUCAAGGAGUCGACACAGGACUGGCUCACCCUCAGGAAUCGCUUGCUCGAAUUGUUCGCCAAGAAGUUUCGCCGUCAGCACGUCGAGCUGGACGAGGCCGACAAGCCUCCGCAGUUCCUCAUGUACCUCACUCCAUCCGAGCGAGACUCCCUGCCGCAGUCAAUCGCCGACCUGCGCGAGCACCCUGUCUUCGAUGGUCUCUUCACGCAUGUCGAAUGCCGCGACGAUCCGGAGCAGGUCGAGGCGGAUUGCCUCUCCGAGCAGAAGGAGCGCUCGCGGAUCCUUUCGGUUUGCGAGCAAGAAGAAGCGUCUGUCAUUCAGGAGAACGACGAUUGGCUCACCGUGCUUUUCCUGACCGAUCCAACUGACGGGCAAUAUCCGGCCCGUACCGGCGUCCACCACCACAGACCGGCGGCUGUUCUGCAAGCUGCGACUCUUCCUCAUGCGCCAUCGCAAGAUGACGAGCUGCGCAUCGAGGUCGGUGAUCGCAUCCAGGUGAUGAGACGCUUCGAGGACGGCUGGAUGUCCGGCUUCAACCUCACGGCGGAGUCUGAGCGGCCAUCUGAGCGAAGCAUCGGGUUCUUCCGCAGCGCGAGCAUCGACAGAGUCUUGAGCCCUUUGGCAGCCAGCACUACGUCGAGUCCCGGUGUCUGCCUCCAAUCCCUUCCUUCACAGCCAGACUUACGACAGAGUCUUCCCGACCAACGGCCGUCACACCCUACGCCUCGCUCCGUCGACUCGACCGCCCACUACCUCAGGUUUCGCGACGUCCUUCACUCGUUCGUCCAGCAACUGGCCACCGAGCACCUUCGGCUCGUCCUCGCCUACGUGCGCUAUAGGCAAGACUGGCGUGAAGUUCUUGCGGGACUCGAUGCCGACAUCCGGCAGAACGACGAGGAAGCGACUCUGCUUCCCAGAAACCAUCGCCGACUUCACCAGGCGGUCGAGGCGGACACAAUUCGCCAUCACCAGCUCUCUCAAAAGCUCGUGUACGAGAUACUUCCGCUCAUCAUUCUCUCCCGUGGACCGUGA